CCUCUGCGGGUCCGGUCAACUUUGUGGGAGUGACUCAAGUUACUGUGGUGUGUGUCAGCGGACUGGUUGAGAGGAGCAGGACUUCGGACAGAGCAGGAGAGUGUGAUCCGGCAACUUGUCAAUAAGUUUACAGACUGUGUGAGUCUGUGUGAGUGUGUGUGUGUGUUGACAUGUGUGAACCCCCAGCUGUCCCACUGCCUGCUCUGUAGCUCUUCUCCCUCAGCAGACAGCGAUCGAUGGACUUCCACCAACUUUGCUCGUUUGAAACGUUCCUGCAGGUCUGCGGCCAGUACGGUUAUGGUGGGGGGCUGGAGGAGGUGGUCGAGCAGGAGUUCGCUCGGAUCAAAGGAACCACCUACCUGGAUCAUGCAGGAGCCACCCUGUACCCCGAGUCCCUGCUCAGGAACUAUGGCCUGGACUUAUCAAGGAAUGUCUACGGGAACCCUCACAGCCAUAACCCCAGCAGCAGAUUGACACAUGACACCAUAGAGAGGGUCAGAUACAGGGUAUUGCAGCAUUUCAAUGCCACCCCCGAGGAGUACUCUGUGAUUUUCACUUCUGGUUGUACAGCCGCACUCAAAUUAGUGGCAGAGAGCUUUCCCUGGAGGCCGCAGACUGCGAGCGAAGGAGCGGGGAGUCACUUCUGCUUCCUCAACGACAGCCAUACCUCUGUAGUUGGCAUAAGAGGGUUGACUUCUGUCCGGGGGGUGGUUACCCUGCCUGUCUCCCCACAGGACGUGGAAGACAGGGCAAAGGACGAGUCUCUGGGUGAAGAUGAUGUUUGCCAGACGCCGCACCUUUUCUGCUACCCAGCGCAGAGCAACUUCUCUGGGAGGAAGUAUCCCCUUAGCCAUGUGAAAGGCAUCCAAGCCAGACGCCUCUACCCAGCGUGCGACCACCGAGGCCGCUGGUUUGUGCUCCUCGAUGCCGCCUCUCAUGUCAGCUGUUCCCCUCUAAACCUACAGGAGUGUCCCGCUGACUUCAUUCCCGUCUCCUUCUACAAGAUGUUUGGCUUCCCCACAGGGCUCGGGGCCCUUCUUGUCCGUAACGAUGCAGCAGGCAUACUAACAAAGUCUUAUUUUGGAGGAGGCACAGCAGCAGCUUACCUUUCUGGAGAAGAUUAUUAUGUGCAUUCAGCAAACAUUUCUGACAGAUUUGAAGAUGGAACUGUCUCUUUCUUGGCCAUUGUUGCUCUGAAUCACAGCUUUGAAGCUCUUCACAAGAUCACAGGGGGCAUGCAUAACAUCCAACAGCACACGUUCGGCUUGGCCCGCUACACUUACAUGCUGCUGUCAAGUCUUUGCCAUGGCAACGGGCAACCGGUGGCUUGGAUUUACACCGAAGGCCAGUUUGAAUGUCCGAGCACACAGGGUGCAAUUAUAAACUUUAACCUAAUGGAUUGUCAUGGAUCGAUAAUUGGGUAUUCUAAGGUGGACAGAAUGGCCAGUCUGUACAACAUUCACGUGCGCACAGGCUGCUUCUGCAACACAGGGGCCUGUCAGUCCUUCCUGGGGAUCACCGAUCAGCAGAUGAGGAGAAACCUGCAGGCCGGCCACGUCUGUGGAGACGCCAUCGACCUGGUGGACGGCCGGCCGACCGGAUCGGUUCGCGUGUCCUUUGGUUACAUGUCAACGUUUGAAGACUGUCAAAAGUUCCUUAACUUUGUUGCUGAGUGCUUUGUGGAGAAACCGGUCACAGUGGACCAAAAGAGACUUGAAAAGCUAAAAACAACCACAGCGACAUCCCCGGGCUCAAAUGAAGAUCCGCCGACCAAAAUUUCUAAUGGAGAAAUAUAUAAAGGAGAUGAGAAGGAGCCCACAGAACCAUCACUGAAGGGAUUUGGACACAGAGACUCAGAAAGCCACGGGGAGGCUUAUACUCUCACCAGCAUCUACAUAUAUCCCAUCAAAUCAUGUGGAGCACAUGAGGUGCACGACUGGCCGGUGGGACCACAGGGUUUACUCUACGACAGAGGCUGGAUGGUUGUGAACGCAAACGGCGUGUUUCUGAGUCAGAAGAGAGAAACACGUUUAUGCCUAAUUCACCCACAAGUCCACAUGCCUUCAAACAAAUUGCUCCUGCAGGCUUCAGGAAUGAACACCAUUUCUGUUCCUUUGGAAAACAACGCUCCAAAGCAGACAAGCUAUCAGGUGUGCCAGAACAAAGUUUGUGGUGACAGGGUGGAGACUGUCGACUGUGGGGAUGAGGCUGCUUCGUGGCUUUCAGACUUUCUUGGACAGCCGUGCCGUCUGAUAAGACAAAGUCCUUAUUUCACCCGAGACAUGAAGAAGAGCCCGAGCGGAGCUGCCACCUGCACAUCCCUCUCCCUGGUGAAUGAAGCUCAGUAUCUCAUGAUCAACCGUGCCAGUGUGGAGCUCAUUGAGAAACAAAUGAGCCGCAGUCGGGACUAUUCCGAGGGCGAUCAGCUCCUUGACACACAGAAUGUCAUUAGCCGCUUCCGAGCCAAUUUAGUCAUCACUGGAGUCCAACCAUUUGAGGAAGAUAAUUGGUCACACUUGAUUAUUGGCAACACUCGAUUCGUGGUGGCAGGGCAGUGCGGAAGGUGCCAGAUGGUGGGAGUAGACCAGGAAACAGGAACCAAAACAAAAGAGCCGCUUAUGUCUCUGUCUGCUUACCGCAGAGGGAAGGUGACUUUUGGUGUGUACCUGACCCAUCAGCUACCCAAGGGCUCCCUCUCUGUUGGCUGCCUCAUACACCCUGAGCCACUCACUUUGUGAAGAGGUCAUCUGCAUCAACAGCCUCUUUUAUUUAUUCUGGGGACAUCUUUGGUCCUCACCACUCACGCCCUAGAUCCCAUGUCAUACACUGUGAGAGCUUUCUGCAGAUGGCGCUCUCUCAGUGGCAUUUGUUCUCUGGAAUGUCCUUGUCACACUCAAAUUGCAGCCUAUCCAAGUCUGAUUUGAUGGAGAAUGUAAUGAGAUUUUGAUUAUGUUCUUUAAAGCAUGUGUGGUAAAGUAGAUUUGAAGUACUCAUUGCAUGACAAAAUUACAAUUUGGUUAUGUUGCUGUUAUUUUUGGCAAAAACAAGUCAGGCUUGAUGCUUUAAUCACAGCUCAUGUUAACCUCCCAGACAGCUCUUCCACUGUUUUCACCCUAGGAGCUUUAUAUUGCUAUUUAUUCCAAACACAACACCACUCUUAAUUGCUGCCAGAAUUCAGAAACAUGUUGCUCGCUUUAAUGAAAAACCCUACCAGAAAUCCAGUGCUCGGUACAUACUCCCAAGUGGUGCUGAAUUGGACAUACUAUUUUAUGCCAGGACGUGUAAUAAUUUGAAAAGAGCAGUAAGGUUAGGUUUCAUGGGCAGCAGACAUUUUAUUAUCAGAGUAUUAUGCUUGAAUAUAAAGUAUAUACCUGCAGUACUGAUCUGCCAAUGUCUGGUAGUAAAACUGAUCCUAUGUUGCUCACCUAUGGUGGAGUUAAAAAAAUAGGUGGCUGCUGGGUAUCCCAAGGUUUUAUUAAUGCUGAGAGCAAGUUUGCCAAUGUGUGUGUGUAUGUGUGUUUUCAAUUGUAUUUGUACAGCGGCAAAUCAUAAUAUACAUUAUCUCAAGGCACUGUACAUAAAAGGUCCAGACCUUAAAAUUAAGGUUAAUUUAUUAAUUAAUUAAUUAAUUAAUUAAUGUUUGAGUGUUUAAGUGUUUGGUGGUCCAUUAUUACUUAUGUUUUGGGGACUAAAAUCUGUUUACAUCAGGUCAAAAAUCAGGUCAAAAAUGGGAAUCUUUUAUUUUCACUAUAAUUUCCUCCAAGUGACACACUGAGAGAUUGUUAGAUUAGAUUAGAUUAGAUUCAACUUUAUUGUCAUUGCACAGUACAGGUACAUAUACAACGAAAUGCAGUUUAGCGUCUAACCAGAAGUGCAAAAAAAGGCAGUAAAAAGAUUGUAUGUCUAUUCCUGAAUUUCAUAAACUUCCUGUUAUGAAAAAAAAAAAAUUAAAAACCAAAAAGCCAGAAGGUCUACUUUGUGUCAGUAAAGGGAUCAGAGCCACAUUAUGGGGACCCCUUAAGUCCCCAUAUGGUAAAUCAUUAAUUUUAUAGGGUGAUCACAUAGAGAUUAUGGUUAGCGUGAGGGUUAGGGUUAGGCCUAGUAACUAAGGUUAAGAUAAAUUCUGGUUAAUCUCCAAGAAAUCAAUGUAAGUCAAUGUAAUGUUCUCUAAAGUCAUGGCUGUGAUUGUUUGUGUGUGUUUUUGUGAGUUUGUGUGUGUGACAAUAUUUAAAGCCUUUACAAACAAAAGCUGAAUUAAAUAAAGAUGGAUGACAGAUUUUGGAA
Molecule: messenger RNA, 4284 nt
Organism: Limanda limanda (common dab)
Lineage: Eukaryota; Metazoa; Chordata; Actinopteri; Pleuronectiformes; Pleuronectidae
Gene: mocos
Product: molybdenum cofactor sulfurase
Exons: 15
Coding region: 237-2738 (833 amino acids)
Biological process (GO): Mo-molybdopterin cofactor biosynthetic process
Molecular function (GO): molybdenum cofactor sulfurtransferase activity; molybdenum ion binding; pyridoxal phosphate binding
Source: RefSeq, a predicted model, not a curated record